This is a messenger RNA of Fulvia fulva, 1098 nucleotides long. RefSeq names its product putative NAD(P)H-dependent D-xylose reductase xyl1. Gene Ontology annotation, biological process: D-xylose catabolic process. Gene Ontology annotation, cellular component: cytosol. The transcript has 3 exons. NCBI's taxonomy places the organism in Eukaryota, Fungi, Ascomycota, Dothideomycetes, Mycosphaerellales, Mycosphaerellaceae. Gene Ontology annotation, molecular function: D-xylose reductase (NADPH) activity. The record is from RefSeq and is a predicted model, not a curated record. Bases 1 to 1098 code for a protein of 365 amino acids.
AUGUCGCUUUCCCAGGCUAUAAGAAGAACUGCCACAUUGUUCUCUCGAAGCUCGAAUUCGUCGCCUCUUCGACAAGCUGCAAUUCAAAGACUCUCGAGUCUCAGUAACCAGAUCACAUCCAGGAACUACGCUGCAAUGUCUGCGCCAACAGUGACUUUGAGCAAUGGCCGCAAGAUGCCCUUGGUAGGCUUCGGCCUCUGGAAGGUCACCAACGAGACUUGCGCCGAUCAAGUAUACAACGCCAUCAAGACUGGAUACCGCCUGUUCGACGGUGCUUGCGACUAUGGCAACGAGAGGGAAGCAGGUGAAGGAGUUGCAAGAGCGAUCAAGGACGGUCUCGUGAAGCGUGAAGAGCUCUUCAUCGUUUCCAAGCUGUGGAACAGCUUCCACGACAAGGAGCGCGUCAAGCCAAUCUGCAAGAAGCAGCUCGGAGACUGGGGCAUCGACUACUUCGACCUCUUCAUCAUCCACUUCCCAAUCGCCCUCAAGUACGUCGACCCAUCAGUCCGUUACCCACCAGGCUUCUUCGACGAGAACGACAAGCUUUCUCUCAGCAAGGCUCCCCUCGAGGAGACCUACCACGCCAUGGAAGAGCUGUACGAUGAGGGCUUGAUCAAGUCGAUUGGAAUUAGCAACUACAAUGGCUCGCUGUUGUUGGAUGUCGAGCGCUACGCCAAGCAUAUGCCACAGACUCUCCAGAUUGAGCACCAUCCAUACCUCGUCCAGAAGGACCUCCUUGAGCUUUGCAAGAGCCGCCAGAUCGCUGUCACUGCUUACUCGUCGUUUGGACCACAAUCGUUCCUGGAGCUCAACAUGCAGAAGGCAAAGGAUACUCCACUACUUUUCGACCAUUCGGCGAUUAAGAGCAUUUCGGAGAAGCACAACAAGACUCCUGCUCAAGUUCUGCUCCGAUGGGCGACACAGCGUGGUGUUGCCGUUAUCCCAAAGAGCAACAACCAGGGCCGUCUCGCGCAGAACCUCGAUGUGUGCAGCUUCGAUCUUAGUGAUGCUGAGAUCAAGCAGAUUAGCGACCUUGACCAAGGUCUCCGGUUUAACAACCCCUUGAACUACGGCGUCCAGGUUCCUAUCUUUGCGUAG